AUGGCUCACGAGAGGACCGCAGUGCGGUUGCGGCAAGCGCCUGCUCCUCCAGCUUUGGUUUCAAAGGCAAUCAGUAUUGGCAAUCUCGUAUUCUGCUCCGAACAAGUGGGUUGCAACGCCAAGACCGGCAUCAUGAUUGAGGAGCCGAUACAGGCGAGGAUGGUGCGCGUUCCCGCCCUUUCAACGCGAAAAAUGAGCCCGUAUUCCAGGAAUGGAUUCAAUGGCAUACAGAAGCAGUCAGUACUGGCUCAGAGUUGA
Molecule: messenger RNA, 258 nt
Organism: Diaporthe amygdali
Lineage: Eukaryota; Fungi; Ascomycota; Sordariomycetes; Diaporthales; Diaporthaceae
Exons: 1
Coding region: 1-258 (85 amino acids)
Source: RefSeq, a predicted model, not a curated record